Messenger RNA from Camelina sativa (false flax), 2594 nucleotides. Its product is annotated as protein STRUBBELIG-RECEPTOR FAMILY 6. Gene Ontology annotation, biological process: protein phosphorylation. Gene Ontology annotation, molecular function: protein binding; ATP binding; protein kinase activity. The record is from RefSeq and is a predicted model, not a curated record. Lineage: Eukaryota; Viridiplantae; Streptophyta; Magnoliopsida; Brassicales; Brassicaceae.
ACAGCUUUACUCUGUAAGAAAAUUGGAUUUCUUUCUUUACGAGCUAAAUGAAACAGUGUAUAUAAUGAUGAAUCUCACUUAGUCAAGAAAAAAAAAAAAAAUACUAUUAGAUUUCAAAAACAAAACAAACACAAAAAAGUUUCAAAAUUGUUCUCUUUCCUUUUCUUUAUAACUUUUCACAAGACUAGAUUUUGGAAUCUCGUUCUUGAGAGAGAGAGAGAGAGAGAGAAAGAGACAGAGGAAGAAGAUGAGGAGGGUGAAUUGGGCGGUGGUGGCUCUGUUUACAGUAUGCAUUGUUGGGUUUGAGCUUAGAUUCAUCCAUGGAGCUACAGAUGCAUCAGACACUUCGGCAUUAAACACAUUGUUCAGCAGUAUGCAUUCACCAGCUCAGCUAACACAAUGGACUGCAGCAGCUGGUGAUCCUUGUGGCCAGAAUUGGAGAGGUGUGACUUGCUCUGGGUCACGAGUUACUCAAAUAAAGUUACCAGGUCUUGAGCUCUCUGGAACACUUGGAUACAUGCUUGAUAAAUUGACUUCUCUCACCGAGCUUGAUCUAAGCAGCAAUAAUCUCGGAGGUGAUUUACCAUAUCAGCUUCCUCCAAAUCUGCAACGAUUGAAUCUUGCAAAUAACCAAUUCACUGGAGCUGCUCAAUACUCCAUUUCUCAUAUGACACCACUUAAGUAUCUCAAUCUUGGUCACAAUCAGUUUAAGGGGCAGAUAGCUAUCGACUUCUCAAAGCUCAACUCUCUCACAACCUUGGACUUCUCUUUCAAUUCUUUCACGAAUUCUUUACCGGGAACUUUUACCUCUCUAACAAGUUUAAAAUCAUUGUACCUUCAGAACAAUCAGUUCUCAGGCACCGUCGAUGUCUUAGCCGGUCUUCCUCUUGAGACUUUGAACAUUGCAAACAACGACUUCACAGGUUGGAUCCCCAGUUCUUUAAAGGGCAUUACAUUGAUAAAAGAUGGCAACUCAUUCAAUACUGGACCUGCGCCUCCACCACCACCUGGAACACCUCCAAUCCAUGGAUCCCCGAGCCGUAAAUCUGGAGGACAUGAAAGCCGGUCUAGUGGUGAUCAGUCCACCAGCAAUGGAGAUUCCAAGAAAUCAGGAAUCGGAGCUGGUGCAAUUGCAGGCAUAAUCAUUUCAUUGUUAGUAGUUACAGCUCUUCUUGUGGCUUUCUUCUUGUUCAAAAGAAAAAAAACAAAGAGAUCAUCAUCAUCCUUGGACAUUGAGAAAACCGAUAACCAGCCUUUCACUCUUGCUUCAAACGACUUUCACGAAAACAAUUCCAUUCAGAGUUCUACAUCAGUUGAGACAAAGAAACUGGAUACUUCAUUGUCUAUUAAUCUUCGGCCUCCACCAGUUGAUAGAAACAAAUCAUUUGAUGAUGAUGAUUCGACAAGAAAGCCUAGUACUGUCAAGAAAUCCAUGGUUGUGGUUCCUUCACAUGUGAAAGUCUAUUCAGUUGCAGAUCUCCAGAUUGCUACUGGCAGUUUCAGCGUAGAUAAUCUUCUUGGAGAAGGGACUUUUGGACGAGUAUACAGAGCUGAGUUUGAUGAUGGAAAGGUUCUUGCUGUGAAGAAAAUUGAUUCGUCUGCUCUUCCACAUGGCAUGACCGAUGAUUUCAUUGAAAUGGUAUCGAAAAUCGCCAGUUUGAAUCAUCCAAAUGUGACCAAGCUUGUUGGUUACUGUGCUGAGCACGGACAGCAUCUCGUGGUCUAUGAAUUCCACAAAAAUGGAUCAUUACAUGACUUCUUACACUUAUCAGAAGAGGAAAGUAAAGGCUUGGUGUGGAAUUCACGAGUCAAGAUUGCUCUUGGGACUGCACGCGCACUAGAGUAUCUGCAUGAAGUUUGUUCACCAUCUAUAGUUGACAAGAACAUCAAAUCAGCUAAUAUUUUACUCGACUCAGAGCUGAAUCCUCACUUAUCAGAUUCCGGUCUGGCAAGCUUCCUUCCCGCAGCUGAUGAGUUAAUAAACCAAACCGAUGAAGGGUAUAGCGCACCUGAAGUAUCAAUGUCAGGCCAAUAUUCUUUGAAGAGCGACGUUUACAGUUUCGGAGUAGUGAUGCUUGAACUCUUAACUGGGAGAAAGCCAUUUGACAGCACGAAGUCAAGAUCUGAGCAGUCAUUGGUUAGAUGGGCGACACCACAACUUCACGACAUUGAUGCUUUAGGCAAAAUGGUUGAUCCAGCUCUUAAAGGGCUUUAUCCUGUUAAAUCUCUCUCUCGAUUUGCAGAUGUUAUCGCUCUCUGCGUCCAGCCGGAGCCGGAGUUUAGACCACCGAUGUCUGAAGUUGUGCAGGCUCUGGUUGUGUUAGUGCAGAGAGCUAACAUGAGCAAAAGAACUGUCGGAGUUGAUCCACCGCAACGUUCUGGUAACCCCGACACGACCAAUGAUUACAUGUAAAAGUCCCCUCUCCGUCGGAUGAAGUCACAGAAACAACAAAAAGAAAAUUGGAAGAUAAAUAGCAUUGUAUAAUCCCAUUGUUUUAUUGUAUUUGUAUGUUGUUCCAAAGUUUGUAGCUUCUUGAACAAAAUUCUUUCUUGAUUUCUUCCAACAUCGGUUCUAUAUUGGCUUGGUUCAACUA